This is a messenger RNA of Cladophialophora carrionii CBS 160.54, 3507 nucleotides long. RefSeq lists its product as uncharacterized. The record is from RefSeq and is a predicted model, not a curated record. Gene Ontology annotation, cellular component: transcription factor TFIIIC complex. The transcript has a single exon. Lineage: Eukaryota; Fungi; Ascomycota; Eurotiomycetes; Chaetothyriales; Herpotrichiellaceae. Gene Ontology annotation, biological process: transcription by RNA polymerase III. Bases 1 to 3507 code for a protein of 1168 amino acids. Gene Ontology annotation, molecular function: protein binding.
AUGACCCAAUCUGAGCAAGCGGCAUCACAUGAGGACGUCGUUGAUGCUGGCAGUGCCAGUGCCACUGGAGCUAGGAAAAGAGGCCGGCCAAAAGCACCAGUAUCGGACCGUCAGCCCCGGAAGCGACGCAAGAAGGGAACAGGACAUCCCGGCGGAUGGAGCAAGGGCAUGAAAAUCGGCCCGCGACCUGCCAUCGACCCUGGCCCUGAAUUCAACUCACUCUACACGCAGGCGCUGGAGGCUUUUAUCGACGAGCAAGACUCCGACAAAGCUCUCAACCUAGUCACCAAGGCCCUCGCGAUCAACCCGGAGAUCUACUCUGCUCACGCUCUUCGCGCCGAGCUCUUAUUCGCAAGAGGUGAAGAUGAGAACGCUCUGGCCACUCUCUUUCUGGCCGCCCACGCGAGCCCGACCGACCCUGAAGUGUGGUUCCAAGCAGCGUCCGCGCACCUGGAGCGGUACAAAGGGAGGCGGGAGGUUGCUUUGCAACAGGCCAACUACUGCUUCUCUCGUAUUAUCCAUGUCGGCAGUGCCCGCGACAGGCAUAUUGAAGCCCGAUUCCAACGAGCUGCUGUCAAUCGGGAGCUCACCAACUAUACUAAAGCCAUGAAAGAUCUGGAGACUAUUCUUGAGGUGAUGCCCAGGAAUUCUAGUGUUCUGCGACAAAUUGCAGAGAUAUGUAUCGACCUCAGGGACAUUACCCGGGCGAAAGAGGUGUACGAAAAGACCCUGGCUUACUAUCAAGAGAAUGGGUUCGAAGAUGAAGAGUCUUUCUCCUGGGCUGACAUCCUCGUCUACGCUCAGAUUCUCGCCUUGGAAGAACCACCCGACCUGGCCAUCUCAAACGCCUUGAAGGUGCUGAAGCAGUUGUCGCGCUGGCUACUUGGCAGAGCAGAUGAAGAUUACUGGAAUCGGUUCACUGGCGAUGACCGGGAAUUUGACUCGGAGGAUGAACCUCGCAGAGUCCUGGUACCUGAAUUUGGUCCAGGCAGAUACCCGCCUGAAGCUUACGGUGCCGGACUCCCACUAGAAAUUCGAGUCAGGCUGGGGAUGCUCCGUUUGCGGCAGGGGCAGGAGGCUUUGGAUGAAGCAUUGGCUCAUUUUGAGUGGCUCGAACCCGAUGCCAGAGAUGAGAGCGCCAACGUCUUCGAGUAUCCUGAUUUGUUCUUGGAAGUUGCCGAAGCCUUGCACGAAGCGAAAGAAUACGAUCAGGCACUUCGCUACUACCAAGUUCUGAAAGAGACCAACGCAUAUUCACACACCGACUUCUGGCUGGGUAUCGGAGCCAGCUCCUACAUGUGUGGUAACAACCUGCAAGCCGUCGAAUGUUACGAAGAGGCCAAACAAGGGGAUGAGAAGUCUGUAGAGGCCCGAACUCAGCUCUCUAAACUCUUUGCGGAUUUUGGCGACAAGGAACUGGCGAUGGAGAACGCUCGAGAAGCUGUUCGGCUUGCGGAAAGUUUACUCCCCGACCAUGGCAAGCGCAAGUACGAGCCGAAGCAGCUACGCUAUGCCCGUGAGGAAGCUGAAAAGGCACUCAAGGAAGCUUUCCAACUGUCAGGAGACUACACCGGUGGAGUACCAGUCGAGCGAAUCGAGAGUAAACUAGAAAUGGUCGGCCGAGGGAGGCACAGAAAGCGACUCCCAAAGAGACUGCCAGCCGAGAUGAACUCGGCUGGGGAAGGAGGUGGGGAGAAGGAGAAUCGAUCCGGAGAGGGCUUGGAAGAUGGCGACGACCUGCCACCUGCGAGUGAACGGGAGAUGGCAAGAUUGAUCGCAAGAAAGGUUGUGAGAAAUAGACAAGAUCGACCCCCAGCUCGAUUUCAAGCUGCACCGCCAAAAUACGAGUUUAAGGCCAAACGACCGACAGCGAAGGAGAGGGAUGCACGUCGGACCGAUGCAAUUAACGGACUCUACCAGAGUUUGCUGGACAGCACCGAGGCUAUGAGGGCCGGCGACGAGCUUGCCCGACAUGCGUGGAUGGGAUGUGCCGAGACGCUUCUCAAAGACUUUCGGGGGAACCGCACCUUCUAUUCCGACGAUCGCAUUGUGAAAGUCAGUGGCCUUGCCCGUGAGGCAUUGGUGGAAACAAGAAAGAAAUGGCAGGAGCAACAAGAGAUUAACCAGGUCCAAGAUCAAGAGCUCGACCCAGAUAUCCCCAUCCCAUCGGUCGAGUCAAAUCUGCCAACGGAGUAUCGCGAAAUUGCCUUCUCAGACUGGCUGGACAUCUUCCUCGAGUACGCUCUUCUCCUGUCACAGAGCCCUGAUCCAGAUGCCCAGCAUCGCUGCUACACCACGAUUGAUGCUGCGUUGGGCUGCAUUAUUUGGAAGCGCGACCCGCAGACACUAUUACAAAUCCAUAUCACAUACCUUGCCUGUGCUAUGGCUCUCAGAGACGAGGACACGCUUUAUAACGUGGUCUUACGGUGGUUUCUGAAGACGUACGAGUUCAACAACGAUGCGUACCGGCUGUUCGCAGCUAUCAACCUGUUGUAUCCACACGAGCUCGACAAGAGCGGCAAAGAUGGACAAAUGAAGAAUGCCAUGUUUCGCGGCCGAUCGAUGCACCAAUUUGUCCUAAAACAGCUCCUGCUCGCCGAUUCGUCCUUGCCAAUGGACUAUAACCCUCCAGGUUUCGGGCCGGUGCCAGAUUUUAUGCGAAAGGGUGCAGAUGCUGAGGAGCAAAGCACCCGCAGCAAGGACGACCUCGCAGCCACACCAGCAUCGAGGAGUGCUCGCAGCACAGAAUUUGGUGAGCGGACCGCAACUCAAACUCCAGCAUACGGAAAUUCCCGUAUCAGAGAGAGCACCGGAGAGACCCCAGGACUCCCAGAACAGGCUGAGCAACGACAUUCAGAAACACCAGCAUUUGUAGAUCAACCUGAACAGCAGCCGCGGACCCCUCCCGAGCAGCAACAGGGCCAGCAGCAAACCUCGGAAAUCACAGAACUAAACGCUCUCCUUCUUCUCCUCUACGGCCAGAUCCUCGAUGCGGCCGGCACCUUCAGUGGCGCUUUGAAUUACUUCUUCCGCGCCCAGUCCCUCGACCCUCAGAAUCCUGUCAUCUUAUUGAGUAUCGCCUUGACUUAUAUGCAUCUUACCUUCAUAAAGAAGUGCAACAACCGACACAUGAUGCUACUGCAGGGGUGGGCCUUUUUUGAGCAGUAUGCGGAUGCGAGGCGGGAGUGGGCGCAAAGAAAGCUGCAGGAUCAGAAAGAAGAAAGCGAGGGGCAGCUGGAUUUAGAGGGUCUAGAAGUGUUGAUCGAACGGGAAGUCGAGUUCAACCGUGCGAGAUGCUGGCACAUGCUUGGCAUGGCAGAUCUGGCUGUCAGUGGCUAUCAGAAGAUGCUCUCUUUGGCAGUUCCCUCCCCGGGUAUUGACCGAGAAGACACGAUGAAGUACACGGAUUUCACCAUGGACGCGGCGUAUGCGAUGUCUACGAUUUAUGCAAUGAGCGGGAAUAUGGAGAUGGCGAGAGAUGUGACGGAGAAGUACCUCGUGGUUUGA